Messenger RNA from Elgaria multicarinata webbii, 2124 nucleotides. Its product is annotated as zinc finger protein 397-like. The transcript has 4 exons. Lineage: Eukaryota; Metazoa; Chordata; Lepidosauria; Squamata; Anguidae. The record is from RefSeq and is a predicted model, not a curated record. The coding region runs from base 46 to 2124 and encodes 692 amino acids. Gene Ontology annotation, biological process: regulation of transcription by RNA polymerase II. Gene Ontology annotation, molecular function: RNA polymerase II cis-regulatory region sequence-specific DNA binding; DNA-binding transcription factor activity, RNA polymerase II-specific.
GUGAGUGUUUGUGUGUGUGUGUUGCUGAUUCCCAGGGUGGGUGCAAUGCAGAGGUUGCAAGGAGCAGCGCAAGGGAGAAUGAAAGUGGAGGAGCAGAAGCAGGAACCGGAUGGAGCUGAAAAGGGAGAAAAAUCAGAGGUGGGACAAAGGGACCUUCCUGGUGUCCGGAUUGGGACCAAUACUGAGCUUCAGACAGGGACAACUACACGACCGAUCAAGCCGGAACCGGAGGAGGGGCUGCAGCAGUGCUGGGAAGCCCAGUGGCAGGAGUUCCGGAGGACCAUGCAGGCCCCUUGCUUAGGAUGGAGGCCCCCACAGAUGCCUCUUCCCCCGUCAGGGGAGAGCCUAAAGGAACUUCAGAUGGCCUUCAAGGGGGCAGCUGAGCCCACCCUGGGGCCUAGAAGAGAACAUGUGAUCCAGGCCUUGCCAGGCCUCACUAGAGAAGCCCACGAGGCCUACGAACGCCACUUGGAUUUCUCCGUGCAAGUGAAAGAAGAGAUUCUGGAUGAUGAGGGCCUUGUCAGCCCAGAAUCACAGCGCCAGCGCUUCAGGCAGUUCUGCUACUGGGAGGCCGAAGGGCCCGGAGCCGUAUGCAGGCAGCUCCAGGAGCUUUGCCGUCGGUGGCUGGAGCCGGACAGGCGCACCAAGGAGCAGAUCCUGGAGCUGGUGGUGCUGGAGCAGUUCCUCGACAUCCUUCCUGAGGACGUGCAGAGUUGUGUCAGGGAAGGCAGCCCACAGACCUGCGGACAGGCCGUGGCCCUGGCAGAGGAGUUCCUGCUGAGGCGACAAGGGGCUGAGAGAAGAAGAAGAAGAAAGCAGGUGCCUGAGGCUAUGGAAGGAGUGGUUGUUAAUUCCCAUGGGAGAGAAUUAAUCAAUCUGUCCGGCACGUUGAAGAUGCAGCCCACCCUGGAGAACAAGCAGGAGAGUGAUGGGGCAGCAGGUUUGUUCAUGGAUGAUGGACAAGAUGGUGAGGGCGGGCAGAAGAACAUUCUGUGGCAGUGCCUUGAACAAGCAGAAUUCAACGGGACAUCCUUGGGAAAAGCCGACGGGACUGAAUUCCUGCUUCCGGAAGAAAGCCAACAGGAAUCAUUAAAGCACAUAUUAAGGGAUUCAGGAAUUAAAGUGAGGGAAGUCUCUUCCCUUGGAGAAAACAGAGACGAUAUUCGUGAGAGCACUUUCCGAGAAGCAACCCACCAACAAAAGAGACAGGCGGCAGGCGUUGACUGUGUGGUAAACCUCAGCCAAACCUCUGUCGCUCUUAAGAAUCCCACGCUGGACGCUUUCGACAAGCCGUAUAAAUGCUCAGACUGUGGGAGGGGCUUCCAUCAGAAGCCGUACCUUAGAGUCCAUGAAAGAACCCACACGGGGGAGAAGCCGUACAAGUGCUUAGACUGUGGGAAAUGCUUCAAUCGACGGACGGGGCUUUGCAGCCAUCAGAGAGUCCACACGGGAGAAAAACCAUACCGAUGUUCCUACUGUGGGAAAUGCUUCACAGGGACUGGGAGCCUGAAGGAACACGAAAGGACUCACACCGGAGAGAAACCCCAUAAAUGCUUAUACUGCGGGAAAUCCUUCAAUCGGCGGGGCGUCCUUUGUAAACAUAAGAGACUCCACACGGGGGAAAAGCCGUACAGAUGCUCAUAUUGUGGGAAAAACUUCAGCCAGCGGUCGCACCUGAUUUCGCACGAGAGGACCCACACAGGAGAGAAACCCUACAAGUGCACGGACUGUGGGAAAUCUUUCUGUCAGAGCAACGACCUCUCCCGACAUCAGAGAAUCCACAAAAGCGAGAAACCUUAUAAAUGUGCUGAGUGUGGGGAAUGCUUCUAUCAGAGAGCGUUCCUCGUCCACCACGAGAGGACUCACACGGGAGAGAAACCGUACGAAUGCCCAGACUGUGGGAAGAGCUUCUACCAACAAGUGCACCUUAAUGCACACAAGAAAAUCCACGCAGAGGAAAGACCGUACCACUGCUUCCAGUGUGGGAAAUCUUUCCGCCAGAGCUCUGAGCUUUGUAGACAUCAGAGCCUCCACAAUGGCGAAAAACAACAUCAGUGCCCAGAGUGUGGGGAAAGCUUCUAUCACAGAGUGUACCUAAUGAGGCAUGUGAGAACCCACAUGUGA